CGGCCUGGGCGCGCGCAGGCGCGACAAGGGUACAGCGCCGGGUCUGGUCUUGAGGUGUCGGAGCGGCCGCGGCUGGGGAGGGGUGGCUGGAACCGUUUGAAUAUUCACAUUUCCAUUUCUGUGCGUGGUUGAGUUUUGAUCCAUCAUGGAUAAUCUGUCAUCGGAAGAAAUUCAGCAGAGGGCUCACCAGGUUACUGAUGAGUCUCUGGAAAGUACAAGGAGAAUUCUGGGUUUGGCCAUUGAGUCUCAGGAUGCAGGAAUCAAGACCAUCACUAUGCUGGAUGAGCAAGGGGAACAACUAAACCGCAUAGAAGAAGGCAUGGACCAAAUAAAUAAAGACAUGAGAGAGGCAGAGAAGACUUUAACAGAACUCAACAAGUGCUGUGGCCUUUGUGUAUGCCCAUGUAAUAGAACAAAGAACUUUGAGUCUGGUAAGGCCUAUAAAGCAACAUGGGGAGAUGGUGGAGACAACUCACCUAGCAAUGUGGUAUCUAAACAGCCAGGCCGGGUAACAAAUGGUCAGCUUCAGCAACCAACUACAGGAGCAGCCAGCAGUGGAUACAUUAAACGUAUAACUAAUGAUGCCAGAGAAGAUGAAAUGGAAGAAAACCUGACUCAAGUGGGCAGUAUCCUGGGAAAUCUAAAAAACAUGGCCCUAGACAUGGGCAAUGAGAUUGAAUCUCAAAAUCGACAAAUAGAACGGAUCACAGAAAAGGCUGAUACCAACAAAGAUCGAAUUGACAUUGCCAAUGCCAGAGCAAAGAAACUCAUUGAAAACUAAAGCUACUACUGUACUUUUUAUCAUUUAUUCGCUUCCCUAGCUCCUCCUCCAAAGUCAUAACCUUUCCAGAGUUUGAAAUUUUGGUUCCACACUCCUCUACUUAGAAAAAAUGUGGAAGAAGGGCCAGAGGAGUAACAACCCCCCACUUCUUUAUUUUUCUGUUUCUCUUGAGGGUAGACUGCUGCUCAGUCUUUCUUCUAGUAUUUUCUUUUUCAGUUCAUACGCUUAGAUUGAUUUUCAUACAUCACAUAUAGCAUCUUCACCCUCUUCAUUUUCUUCUGCAGAUUAUUUUGCUUUCAAGAUUUGGAAGCAUUGCCAAAGACAGCCAUGAAGAAUGAAGCUAUAGAGAUUUUGUUUGCUUGUUUGUUUUUGUUUUUGUAGUGGGGGAAGAGAUAAAGAGGUUAUUACCUCAGUUAAAACCUGCAGGCCACAAACCAAAAAGUUGCAUAAUCACAGUAAAGAUCUAGUUGGGCAUAGUUUUUAACUUAAGUUGCAGUUAUUGCCAAUUUGGACUAAUACUUGGUUUUGGAGCUUUUGUACACAUUAUUUUUGUUACAGAUCACCAUUUUGCAACCUCUCCUCCAAAGAAAAGAAUAAGUUUUCUUAACAUAAGCUUAAUUUCUGAACUCUUAAUGAUUAUAUAUGUACAUAGAUUCUGUGAUCCCUUUUCUUCUUCCACCAUUUAGGAACACUUUGUAUAAAUGAAUGGCUUUUUAUUUUCAUAUAAUUAGUAGUAUCAUGGUUCCAUUAUAGGCCUAUUAAUGUCAUAAAUUUGUCAUUGUGUUUAAAGAAAAAAUAUGUAAAUAUAUACAUAUAUAUGUAAUAUGAGGAUUUCUCUCUGAAACAGGGCUGAAAAUUUUUUGGAAAAGUUUAACAAAGUAUAUCACAUGAAUUCAGAUUUACCUCAAUACCAUGAAUUAUGUUUAGAUAGGAAAAAGGAAACUUAUUUUGAUCUCAGGUAGAAAAAGAUUUAGAUUGCUUUGCGUUUAGACUUUAAGAAAGCUAGAAUUUUUUCUGUCUUACUAAAAGUGAUUUGGAAAAUUACACCUUUGGUUUAAUUAUUGGUGAUUACACUGUCAUUCUCUUCUUUUGUGUAUGUAACUAUGUCCAGAAUCAAGUUUAUGUAGAUAUUGAACAGUGUUAUAAGAAUCUGAUUAGUAUUUGUCACCUUUAUUUAAAAAUUAGCAUCUUCGAAACUGUCAGUGUGGAUUGGUUUGCCUAGUAACCACUGCUCAAUCCUUACAAUUAAAUGUUGUAACUAACUAA
Molecule: messenger RNA, 2047 nt
Organism: Carlito syrichta (Philippine tarsier)
Lineage: Eukaryota; Metazoa; Chordata; Mammalia; Primates; Tarsiidae
Gene: SNAP23
Product: synaptosome associated protein 23
Exons: 8
Coding region: 146-781 (211 amino acids)
Biological process (GO): synaptic vesicle priming; synaptic vesicle fusion to presynaptic active zone membrane; exocytosis
Cellular component (GO): plasma membrane; synaptobrevin 2-SNAP-25-syntaxin-1a-complexin I complex
Molecular function (GO): SNAP receptor activity; syntaxin-1 binding
Source: RefSeq, a predicted model, not a curated record